Molecule: messenger RNA, 664 nt
Organism: Rhizophagus irregularis DAOM 181602=DAOM 197198
Lineage: Eukaryota; Fungi; Glomeromycota; Glomeromycetes; Glomerales; Glomeraceae
Source: RefSeq, a predicted model, not a curated record
AUGACAGAAAGUGGUGAUAUCGAUUGCUAUCCUGGACAAGUCCAAUACUUUUUUACACAUGCCGUUAAUUUGCCAGAUGGGUUAUCCGAACAUAAUCUAGCAUUUAUUCGCUGGUAUAAACCUGCAGAAUCAUCAAAUAUUCGGUAUCAUUUCAGAGUUAGAGAUGACGAAAUAUGCAAUGUUGAAUUAUGGUGUACUGAUAAUUAUUUAUUGUGUUUAUUAUAUGAUCAGAUUGAUCUGACCGUUGAAAAACUGAUGAAAAAACCUCGAAUUCUAAAAAUUAAAAGAGUUCAAAAAUGUAAAACAACAACAAGUAUGCCUCCAGUGGAUAUACAAAAUUGGUGUCUGACCGAUGAGACUCUUAAAAGAUUUAAUCGUUCAACAAAUGAAAUUCCAACAUAUAAUUAUAAUACUGAUCAAGAUGAAGAAAAUGACGAAUAUCAUAACGAUGAAUAUGAAAAUAAAAAAGAAAAAAUUAAAAAAACAAAAAAAGCAAAAAAAAGGAGUAAAAAAAUAUAAAAAUAAUUAAAUAUUAUGAUUAAAUACUUUUAUUAGGUUAUUCUUAUCAAUUGGCAUUUAUACAAAUUGAUUAAAAUAAAGUUGUAUGUAAGAUUAAUUUGAACAUUCAAUCCAAUUAAUUUUAAAAUAAAAUAUGUAUAUUUUU